Messenger RNA from Beta vulgaris subsp. vulgaris (sugar beet), 1722 nucleotides. RefSeq names its product beta-fructofuranosidase, insoluble isoenzyme 1. Bases 6 to 1535 code for a protein of 509 amino acids. The record is from RefSeq and is a predicted model, not a curated record. The transcript is spliced from 5 exons. Gene Ontology annotation, biological process: carbohydrate metabolic process. Gene Ontology annotation, molecular function: hydrolase activity, hydrolyzing O-glycosyl compounds. Lineage: Eukaryota; Viridiplantae; Streptophyta; Magnoliopsida; Caryophyllales; Amaranthaceae.
GGCCUAUGAUAUACAAGGGUUUAUACCAUUUCUUUUACCAAUACAAUCCAUGGGGAGCCACAUGGGGUAACAUUGUUUGGGGCCAUUCAGUCUCAAGGGACCUUAUUAAUUGGGAGGCUCUUGAGCCUGCACUCUAUGAGUCCGCACCUUUUGACACAAACGGGGUAUGGUCCGGGUCCGCAACAAUUCUACCCAAUAAUCGCCCCGUUAUGCUCUAUACCGGGGUUACUGCUAAAAAUGAACAAGUCCAAAAUAUUGCGAUCCCAACUAAUUUAUCAGACUCAUACCUACGAAAAUGGGUCAAACCCGAUUAUAACCCUAUCAUUACCCCUACAUUCGACAUGAACGUGUCGUACUUUCGAGACCCUACGACCGCGUGGUGGUCAAAUGGGCAUUGGAAAAUAUUGGUGGGUGGUAGGAGAAAAAAUAGGGGCAUGGCAUAUUUGUAUAGGAGUAGAGAUUUUAAGAAAUGGAUUAAGUCUAAACACCCAUUACAUUCAGCACCAAAUACGGGUAUGUGGGAAUGUCCGGACUUUUUCCCAGUUUUGAUCCAAGGGAAAUAUGGGCUGGACACUUCUAAAAUGGGCUCUAAUAUGAAGCAUGUGUUAAAGGUUAGUCUUGAUGUUACAAGAUUUGAGUAUUAUACUAUAGGAAGAUAUGAUCCAAUCAAAGACAAAUAUUUUCCGGAUAAUGUUGCAAUUGAUGGUUGGAAUGGGUUGAGGUAUGAUUAUGGUAAUUUUUACGCCUCAAAGUCGUUUUUUGAUUCCAAAAAAAGUCGGAGGAUUUUGUGGGGUUGGGCUAAUGAAUCUUGGACUCCAGACAUAGCUGCCGUUAAAGGAUGGGCCGGAAUCCAGGCUAUACCACGGUCAGUGUGGUUGGAUCCAAAUGGGAAACAAUUACUACAAUGGCCUGUUGAGGAAGUGGAAAGACUUAGGGCUAACAAAGUUGACGUGGGGAACUAUUUGCUUAAGCCAGGAAAACAUUUUGAAAUCAAUGGGAUAACUUCAGCUCAGGCUGACGUGGAAGUAGCAUUUAGGAUCCCAAAUUUAGAAAAGGCUGAAGCAUUUGAUCCAAAGUGGGUUGAUCCCCAAGAUUUGUGCGCACAAAAGGGCUCAACUGUUCGAGGAAGAAUUGGGCCUUUUGGGAUUCUCACACUUGCUUCUAAUAAUCUAGAGGAGUACACUCCUGUAUUUUUCAGAGUUUUCAAGGCCCAAAAGAAUAAGCAUGUGGUCCUUAUGUGUUCUGAUGCCUCAAGUUCUUCAAUGGAAAAAGGAUUAUACAAACCAACAUUUGGUGGUUUUGUAGAUGUAGAUUUAACUGCAGAUAAGAAACUCUCUCUUAGAACAUUGAUUGAUCACUCAGUUGUGGAGAGUUUUGGAGCUGGAGGUAAAACAUGCAUAUUAUCAAGGGUUUAUCCCAACUUAGCAAUCAUGAACAACGCUCACUUACAUGUAUUUAACAAUGGUACGGAGCCCGUGAUUGUGGAGCAUCUCACUGCGUGGAGCAUGAAAAGGCCUCUUAAAAUGAACAAUUAGGCCCUUUUUCUCACCUAAAAAAAAGGGGGGAAAAGAAGGAAAUAAUAAAGCCCAGAUCAAAUAUCAUCACUUCAGAUUAAUCCUUAUUGAUUACUAUAAUAAUACUCCUUUUAUUAAAGUAGUUAUAUCAAAUUAUAGCUUUUAUUUAUCAGUCGAAGUUCUUAGUAAUUACUUCUUCAUAUUGUAA